This is a messenger RNA of Danaus chrysippus (African queen), 5469 nucleotides long. The record is from the annotation of a GenBank genome assembly. NCBI's taxonomy places the organism in Eukaryota, Metazoa, Arthropoda, Insecta, Lepidoptera, Nymphalidae.
AUGGUGCAGAUCUGUGCCGCGUGCUACAAGAGUAUCCCGCACAAGUACCCCGUGUACGGAGACGAGCCCCGGGACCACGCCGUCAACCACACGACUAACCACGCCGCACACAUACGUUUCAAGCCGUACGAGUUGAAGCCCGGUACGGUCGCCAAGCGUCCGUCCAGCGCGCUCGCCACCAGCCCUCACAACCAGCUGGCUGAGAACGGAAUGGGGCUCUACAGAUGUCACGUGUGCGCGGGCCUGUUCCCGCAGCAGUCCAUGGAGUGGUUGUCAACGUCAGCGGAGUACAUGAACUCCCAUGCGAUGCACUUCCCGUGUCUGGCUGGCGGCGGGUCGCGCGGCGGGCGCGUGUUGGCGUGUAGUCGCUGCGUGCGUCACCUCGCGCGCCAGUGGGAGCUGAUGGACGCAGAGCGAGUGCCGCUGGAGCACCGCCGGUACAACAUCCCGUCCCCGCUGCCGGCUAGUACGGGCGGCGACAGGGUCAUACCCACCCCGCCCUCCACCACCUCGGAUAGGACCGUCGCGAGCAACACCGCCUGCACGUCCAUCUAUUGUUUCCUGUGCGGGCUACACUCGGACCUCACCCUAGCCCGCGUGUUGUUCGGUCAGCCCCAAGGGAACGCUCCAUACUUCCCAUGUCUCCUCACACACCAGAGUCACCCUAACGCGGAGCAGCUGCGGGAGAACGGCAGCGCGCUGGUGUGUACGUUCUGUUACCACUCGCUCCUGGCGCAGUGGAGGAGGUACGACGCGCUGGGGGGCGUCGCGCCCGAGAGGAGGGCCUACAACGCUCACGACUAUCACUGCCAUCUGUGUGGAAUAAAGACUUAUAGGAAGAGGGUGCGCGCGCUGCCCAUCAAGGAGUUCCCGUUCCUGAUGCAGCGGCGGACGGAGAAUUCGCUGCUGCUGGAAAACGGAGACUACGCGGUCGUGUGUCUCGACUGUUAUGAGAGUCUACGGACGCAGGCCGCGGACUACGAGCGGCGCGGCGUGCCUGUCGACAAGAGGGAGUACAACUGGCUGCAGCAGCCGCCGCCGCCCGAGGACAGCGCUGACGUCACCAUCGCCCGCCUGCCCUCUGGAGACCGCUCCGACAAGCUGAUACCGCAGUCGCUGGUCGUCGGCCGCGGGAAGAGACACAGCCCCAAGCACGCGCCCGCUGACAGGAGGCACAAGAACGACAAGGGGGACGCGGCCGUGAACGCCAGUAAGCUAUCCAAACGGACGGACCUCACUCCCAACAAGGGCGGGCCCUUCGCCGCUGCCUUACGGACCCUCGCCAAGAACGCCGGGCCCGACGUCAAAGACGGAGCGGCCGAGAGGGACCCCGCCAAGGAGAAGACGACGGCCGCGGCCAAGAGAGCCAGCCCGCACCACCUGCCCGCCAGUGGGUUCCAGCCUUACAGACCCGAUGAUAGACUGAGUCACCCGGCGGCCGCGUCCUUCCCCCUGCUGGAGCCGUCCUCGUACUCUCCGUACGCUCACCCCUCGCUGUACACCAGCGCCGCCCUCCAGUACAGGCUGGCGGCGGAGGAGCAGAUGUACCUGGAGCGUGUGUUCCGAGGAGGUGUGGGGGUCGGCGUGGGCGUUGGCGUCGGCUGGCUUCCACCCUACGCGCUGUACCCCCCGCUGGCGCCGCCGCUGCCGCUGGUGCCGCACCCUCCGCACGCACCGCACCCCUCGCACCCGCCGCACCCCUCGCACCCCUCACAUCCGUCGCACCCGUCACACCCGCCGCACCCACCGCUCCACGACGACCGCGAGAAGGAGAUGGCCUUACAGAGGGAGAGGGAGAGAGAGAGGGAGCGCGAGCAACGAGAGAAGGAGCAGCGCGAGCGGGAGCGGGAGAGGGAGAGGAGGGAGAAGGAGUCGCGCUCCCUCGGCGGAGGAGUGCACGGGCUGCACGGGUCGCCCGGCUACCAGCGGACUCUGCCGCCGCUGCUGUACCGACCGUACCGGCCCUACUACGAGGAGGCGGACGACGCGAGACAAAACAAGAUGCCACAGUCACAAACACCCACAGAAGAAGAAAAACCAGCCUCGGAGCCAGCACCGGUCCCUCCCACACCCAAACCACCAGAAUCUUUGAAGCCGGAGGAACCUCCACCAUUUUUAGAAAAUCACACUUUCACUCAACCAAAACCUAUAUCUCAUUCGCCAAAAAUAUCACCCUCAUCGAUACCCAAUCCAAAUCCUAGUGUGACAACGACGAAACAGGUGGAACCAGGCUAUCCAAACUAUGGUGGUUAUAUGUACUCAAUGCCUGGUUAUUCUGCGUUUCAACCAGUCUCAUACCAGGGAAUAGUUCCAGCCUCCAGUACAUUGCCGGCGUCGAAUGAAACUCACAAGAGUGAAUAUACACCCUAUCCUAUUACAUCAGGAAAAGAUGCGGGAAAUAAUGAAAAAAAAGAAGUUAAUUGUAAUGAAAGCACAUCAUCUAUUUCCUUACCGAAACCGCAGACUGACUUUGAAGAACGUUUCACCCCUGAAGUUAUUCCUGCAACAACUGUAAGUGAAGCAGCGAAAGUUCAGGUAACAGAAGCAAAAAUGACUGUGACUUCUUUGGCACAGGGAUCUGGAGCGAUAGUUACCAUUCCAACACAAGGAAACACCAACAAAGAUUUCAAAAAGAAACCAUUGGAACGAUUCAGUUUAAAAACUAGCAUACCAAUUAGCAAAAUAGAUAUGAAAUGUGUUAAUAACACUUCAGAGGCGAUGUUCCAAAAUAAUUUAAAAAAGCCUUUUAAUCCAGCAUUUCAUACUCCAGCAGUUAAGGAAAAUGGCCCAAAAAUUGAAAUACAAAGCAAUAUCGUGAUCAAAAAUGCUCCAAAAGAACCUGAAAACAAAGAUAUUUCUAUUAUGCCAGUACCAAAUAAUAGUAUAAGCACCCUUAUUAAUGCAGCAGAAGCUAUAAAUAAGACUGAAACAAAUUUUAAGAAACCUGAUUCAAAGUCUGAGUUAUUCCCUGAAAACCAAGAACAAUAUACAUCAAAUGCAAGUACUCCUACCCGUCCUCUUUUUAAUCCAAUAAAUUUAGAACCUAGUAAAGCAAAUUUUACACCUAAACCUGCCGACCCUGCUUUUAACGAAACCAAGAAUAUUUUGUUCAUACAAAACAAAAGUCCGUCUAAUUCUAAAAUGUUGUUAACAAUCCAUCAGCAAAAUUCGCAAGGAUUGGGGCAAAAAUCUAGUUAUGAUCAAAAAAACCUGCAAACUCCUUCACGACCGUCUAGCCAAACUAAAAAUUGUAAAGAAGAAGUAGUUGAAAACGGAACCUCUUCAAAAGUAGUGUCAUUAAAACGUAUGCACCAAGACAACUACGACGAAAAUGACUUUGAGAAUUUAAUUACUGAAAAUCAAAUUUAUGGCAACAAGAUAGUCGUGAAGGAGAAGUCACAGGGCACUUUACAAGAACAAGAUUUGAAAAACAAAUCCAAAAUAGAAAAGACUACCCUUGAUACAAAAAAUGUUGUUUUGCAACCGAACUUUGUUUAUUUAAGUAAUGUUCAAUUUCCUGCAAAUUUAAUGAUGAUUAAAAAUAAUGCUAAACCUAACAAUAGCGAAACGAAUAAAGCUCGAGUGUCAGGUAACGAAGUUAAACAGAGUGAGGGAACAGUAGCUUCAAACCCAGAGGUUACAACCAAAUUAAUAAAACCUCAAAGUGUACCAGCUACAAAGGAAGUUAAUAUUUUAAAAACUAAUAAUAAUGUGAUACAAACUGUAACUAAUAAACUUAAUAACACGGAUGCAUUGUUUCAACCAGCCAAUCAAAAAGUUAUAAUGAAUCCUCAAAUAGUUUAUCAAGUUCCUAUGAUGAUGGAUACAGAUAGCAAAACAGGUCAAACAUUAGGUAAAAGUGACUGUCCUAAAGGAGUGGCACUUGAAAAAAAAGAUGGACAAAAAACUUUUGAAAUAACAAAUACAAAUGACAAACUGUUCAUAGCAUGUCCUUACCAAAUGGACUCUAAUCUACAACCCAAAAUAGUUAUAACGAAUGUGAGGCCUAAAAUACCAAAAACUGAAGAAAUCAGUUCUAUAGACAUUUAUGAACAAAGAAAAAGAAUACGACGAUUGAAGUACUUGUCGAACCGAGAUUCAAAGAAUAAUACUAGUGAUAAUUUAAAAGAAAACAAGAAAAAUCCAGAUCAUACGAAAAAUAUUAUUACACCAGAGAAAAUGGGAGAGGAAAUAUCUAAAGAAUUUGCUGAAACAAAAAUUUUAUUACCAGAAGAAAGCAAUGAGAGCGAUAGUGAUUAUGGUGACGACGAUCUAGAAAAAUAUAAUUCUAUCAUAAAAGAAUAUAGUCGAUGUAAUAAUAUUAAAGAAAUCGAAAACAGAAAAGUGGAAUUUCUUGCCAAUUUUAGGUUGGCCACUCAAGAUGAAUGUAGAGAAAGAGAGUUAGACCGUCAAGAACGAGCUAUAAGAAGAGAUUCUGUUGCCUCCGCCUACAUCGCAGCAGGUCGUAUAGACUGUCUCACUAAUGAAAAAAAUUAUUCAGAACAAAUUUACGAUGUUCCCUUAUUUAAAGAAACAAAAAAAUAUUUAAUUGAAGAAGACUUGGACGAGAUGCAAAGGAAAAGGAAGUUCUUAACAAAUUUGGACCUAAUUAAAGUUUCAACUAAGUAUAAAGAGGGCUACGAAAAGAUUUGGCAAGAAAUUAUCAGGGAAAGAAAGCGCAGGGACAACCCGAUGGAAUCCGGGCGUGUAUUAAAAUUACCGAAGCUGGAAAAACAUGUUGUGGAAAUAGAUCCAAACGAUCAACUACAAAUAUUGACGGAAAUAAAAAAACAAGUAAAUGAAAACAAUAACCUCAUAAAGAGGAGAAUGGAUUCAUCGUGGGAUGACGGGGACAGUAUUAAAGUGCUAGCGGAGAAAAAUUUUUCGGAAUUAAAUAGAUUAUCCAAAAUGGCUGACAGAAGCGUCAAGCAUUUCAGUGGACAGGAUACAAAAAAGAGGGAUUUAAAUCCUGGUUUCGACAGCGAGAACAUUCAAAGACCUUUAAUAACCGGCAAAUAUUAUCCAAAUAUAAACAUACCAAACAUAGCUAAGAUCAUUUCUCUUAAAUCUACUGAAUCUCCCAGUGCUACUGCCUCGAGUCAGGCGACAUCUAUGGACGAACCUCUGAACUCAGCGGCCGGUGUGAGUGAGAUGUUCACUGCUGAUAAAGUAAACGAUUUUAGUUGUCAAGUCGAGCUCACAAACUCCUGGCCCGGCGUGGAGGCCUUGAUGAAAUAUUACAAGGAUUACGAAGCAGCUCGCAAGAAGGAGAUCUCUGAUCUUCAACGCCGCAACACAGCGCUACGUGUCGAGUGUGCUCACACAACACGAGCGGCGUCUCGGUCAGCGGAUGGUGCUCGAGCUUUACUCGCAGAACGAAGACAUCUGGCUGAUGAAGAGAGAGCAGCCGCUGCUGACUUACAGUGGAUGUAUGACGUCAUACAUGCCGUCAGGAACUGUGACAGUUAG